Apis mellifera (honey bee) is the source of this 1153-nucleotide messenger RNA. RefSeq lists its product as uncharacterized. Bases 34 to 924 code for a protein of 296 amino acids. The transcript is spliced from 3 exons. The record is from RefSeq and is a predicted model, not a curated record. Lineage: Eukaryota; Metazoa; Arthropoda; Insecta; Hymenoptera; Apidae.
UUAGAUCUCAAAAUCUAAUUCAGAAUCCUUCCAAUGCCAUCAGAAACUGUCACGAAUAUUCACUGUCUCACUGUUUCGACGCUGGCAAUUAUUCCCGUUCCGUGGUUCCGCGUUCCACACGUGCGGUACCGUUUCGUCAUAGAUUCACACACACCGCGCGUCAGCUUCCCUCUCGCGAGAAUUGAGCUGUCCGCGGUGCGGGAUCUCGUAGAAAGAGCAAAGUAUCGUUAUCGCAGGCACACGAGCAUCCGCGACGAGCUACGACGGUGGCAGCUACGGCUGCGGCGGCUGGUACGGCGGUCAGAUGCUGUCGCGUGCAUGUGUGCAGCUACACUAGAGGGCCCACGUACGCCCGGUCGGCCGCCUACCGGCCACGGGGAACGCGGACGCGUACACGGACCGUGGAACGCAAAGUGGGGGAGUUGCACAAAGAAGAAAAGAGAUGGAGCAACGCUAACCUCGGCUCGAAAGGCUGAGUGUACGACGAAGAGGUUAGAUUGGAACGAAAAGCAGCGGACGGACGCCUGGACGCUUAUGCUGGUGGGGAAACAAGCAGCGUCGGUGGGGAAUGGUGCUCCAAUCGCAAAGAAACGCGGAUCACGCGCGGCUCCGCCCGGCAAGGAAAGGCGAGUUCUCUGGUCGCGAGCGCGAACGCGCCUUUUUACCUCGCGUGUACCGGCUACUACUUACUGCUGCAACGAAACCACGAUUAAAGAGAGAGAAGAACGACAUUAUCGCGUUAAUUCGGAGGAAGAGGAAAGGGACAUAUCGGCGAAGAGGAGAAAAAAAACAAACGAAGGGGUGGCUCGAUCCCGCGGGUUGGACAAUGAGUCCCACGGGCCCGUCCGCCGGGGGAGGCGGACAGAGGGUGGAAAAGAGGAGCAUAGGUACGGAGGAGGAAGAAGGAGGAGGCGUCAAAACUAAUGGGCUCGUUGCUGAUUCCGCUCGGCUGCCACCUUGAUUAAGCUGCUCGCGACGCUUCGAGAAAAUAUAAUGAACGUCUCUUCUCUCGUCUGCAAACGCCACACAUUUUGCUUUCUGUUUCCGCCCGCUACAACCCUCUCUCUGUAUCCACCUCCGCGGAUAGAUAAGUUCGAUUCAGAGGGAUUAAUUGAGAGAAGCGUAAAUACGUUUGAAAGAAGAUGUAAAUACG